UUAUCGACCAACUAGGCAAUGACAGAUGUGACGACAUUCGGCCUUAAGAAUUUGACGAAGCUCUGUAUCUAUAUAAGAAGAGCUAGCGUCCAUCCGUCCACUGUACCGUCCACAAGAUAUAAUUAAAGGCUGUGCUUCUUCCGCCUGGUUGUAACAGACUAACAGGCUUAUUGCUGCAUCAAAUUCAGUGAGCUUAACAUACGGUGUGAUCAUAUGGUAAUGGAACCUGCUGCAGCAUGGGGACCUUCUUGCGAGUUUCAGCUAGCAAACUGGACCGUUGAAGAACCAGCUGCUGAAGUUUGGGCUCCAGCUGUUGGCCUCCCUCUGGAGUAUGCAUCCAGCGACAUAUUUGGUACCUGUCCCCAGGCAUAUGUGCCUGAAUCGAUCGGAGAAAAGCAACUGGUUGAGUUUGAGUACAACUACUCUUCAGCCUCACGGCAUAACUUGUCGCCUGAGGCUAUCGUCGUUGAUGGGCAGAAUCGGCAUGAGGUUGUGGAUCCGCAGAAAUUGGAAACAAGGAUUGUCGUCUCCAACGACAGCUAUGCUACAAAUGUGUUCAAUCAAGUAGAGCACGCGUUCAAGGUUGAUAUAAACCUGAUGGCAGAGAAGAUGCAUAGAUACCCUGCCGGACUUGGAGAUACUAUCGGUGAAAGUUAUACCGUGCCAAGGAUUGUGGCCAUCGGCCCUUACCACCACCACCGAGACCAUCUCAAGCAGGCAGAGAAGGUGAAGCACAUGGCUGCCAUAUGCUGCGUCAAGGAAUCUGGACACCUAUUGGAGGAGAUGUAUGCUGCAGUCGCCUCCAUAGCGGACAAUGUUCGCUGCCUCUACGACAAGGAUGUGAUGGCAGGUAUCAGCUGUGUAGACUUCCGAGAUAUGAUGUUCGUUGACGCUUGCUUUUUGGUGCAGUACAUGAGUAUGCGGAGUCGCCAAAAAAUAGAUAACAGCUUGCAUGGUUUCCUGAGCUUUAACCGCAGCAACAUCCAUCAUGACAUCAAGCUGCUCGAGAACCAGCUUCCAUGGAAGGUGGUUGAGGUGGUGAUGAGGUUCAGGCCCGUGCCCUUGCAUCGCUUCAUGGCUAUUUUGAAAGAAUAUCUGCAGGACCGUAAGCCUCCCAAAGAAGAAGAUCCUGUGUUCAUUUUGGAUAAUAGCUACAGACCACCACAUCUCCUUGGCCUCCUCCACUACUACACUGUAGGAAGGAGCAGGUACACUUCCGAUCGGACAGUGAGACCCAAGGGCCAAUCGGAUUCCGUCAGUGCACUUGAGCUUGCCAAGAUUGGCAUCACGAUCACGGCCAACGAGUCAAUGGAGCUCAUAGACAUGGGCCUCAGCCAGAAAGGGACCCUCUUCGCGGAGCUCUCCAUGGCGCCCCUGACACUGGACCGUGACCGUGCAAGCUACCUCCUCAACAUGGCAGCUCUGGAGCUAUGCAUGGUGAAAAGCUUUUCAAAAGCGGCAGUCGAAGACUCUGCUGUCUGCUCCUACCUCUUGCUCCUGGCCAACUUGGCACAUAGGCAGGAGGACGUGCACGAGCUACGGGUGAGUGGUCUCCUGCAGGGAGGAGGAGGCCUCACCGACGAGGAGGCACUCCGGUUCUUCACUAAUCUUCGGAAUAUGCGCCAUGGAAGAUCCUACGACCGUGUCAUGGCACAGAUCGAGGUUUACAAGGAGAGCAAGUGGAAGGAGGCCAAGGUCUAUGCGUUCUAUUACAAAAACAAGAAAACCAUUGCUGCGUUUGUCACCGGCAUCGGUGCACUUGUUGGGAUCAUAGGGACACUCUUGUCAAUCAAGAAAUCUUUAUGAUAUAUAUUAGCAAAUUUGUCCGUGCGUAGUCAACAUGUGCAGCGAAAUGGAACUGAAAUGCUAUAGUACAAACAUCCGGCGUAGUCAAGGUGUGGCUGUGGCCACAACUUUAAUUUGAUUGUGGCUCUGCCCUGAGACCAAGUGUGUAUAUGUUGUCAUAACCUAUGUGUGCAAUGUAUGAUGUCGCCCAUCUGCCACAACUUUAAUUUGAUCAUAGUUUGCCCUUCUUCCUGAAUUUCCAUGCUAACAUUCCCACAUGGAUUUUAUCAUAGUUUAUCCUUGUGCCUGAAUUAUAUAUUGCCCUAUUCAAA
Molecule: messenger RNA, 2117 nt
Organism: Sorghum bicolor (sorghum)
Lineage: Eukaryota; Viridiplantae; Streptophyta; Magnoliopsida; Poales; Poaceae
Exons: 2
Coding region: 214-1806 (530 amino acids)
Source: RefSeq, a predicted model, not a curated record